AUGGAUCUUGGAAAAGGAUACGUCAACGACGGAUUGCCUCAUCUCUGCACCUACAACGCCAGGACAGUCUCCACCAACGCCGAUCUUCACGCGCUUCUCGAAGCUGCAGGGCCCAUCAACUACAACGUAAUCGCCUUGCAGGAAAGUCCAGGAAGAAGGACGUGAGG
This is a messenger RNA of Strongylus vulgaris, 167 nucleotides long. The record is from the annotation of a GenBank genome assembly. Lineage: Eukaryota; Metazoa; Nematoda; Chromadorea; Rhabditida; Strongylidae.